Messenger RNA from Myotis davidii, 4136 nucleotides. RefSeq names its product hornerin. NCBI's taxonomy places the organism in Eukaryota, Metazoa, Chordata, Mammalia, Chiroptera, Vespertilionidae. The transcript has 3 exons. Gene Ontology annotation, molecular function: transition metal ion binding; calcium ion binding. Bases 60 to 3506 code for a protein of 1148 amino acids. The record is from RefSeq and is a predicted model, not a curated record. Gene Ontology annotation, biological process: establishment of skin barrier. Gene Ontology annotation, cellular component: cornified envelope; keratohyalin granule.
CUUCAGCCUCUAUCCUACUUGUUCCUCUGGUGAACUAGGUUAAUUAAAUCUACAAAAAGAUGCCUAAAUUACUACAAAGCAUCGUCACUGUCAUCGAAGUUUUCUAUCAGUAUGCCACCAAGGAUGAAGAGUGUGACAUGUUGAACAAGGCAAAAAUGAAAGUAUUUUUGGAAAAUGAAUUCCAUCAAAUUAUGAAGAAUCCAGAUGACCCAGACACUGUAAAUAUCAUCAUGCAAAGUCUGGAUCGAGAUCAUAACAAGAAAGUGGAUUUUACUGAGUAUCUUCUGAUGAUAUUCCAGCUGGCUCAGGCUUGUAAUAAAAUCAUCGGCAAAGAUUACUGCCAAGCUUCAGGGUCAAAGCAAAGAGAUCACAGUCACCAGCACCAAGAGGAACAUAGUGAAACAGAAGAGAAGGACAACAGGCAUUCAAGUUGGAGUGCAGGAGAGGAUGAUUCCUAUUCUAGGGGCUCCAGAGGACACGUUAAACACAGGCCUCAAUCCAGCUCCAGAAGAGUUGGGCAUCAAGGAGGUUCAUCUAAUUUGGGACACAGGCAAAGCUCUGGGGAAAGAUGGAAAGAGUCAAGCUCGGGCCACUUCAAGGAUAAUAAGAAAAAUAAGUAUGGCUCUCAUCAACAAAAAAGGUCUGGGAGUGAAGAAGAUGGUUAUACUCAGUCAAAUAGCUAUAGAAAAAGAUCACACUCGGCAAAUCAGUCAGGCGGUUGUGGAGAACAAGGGCAUGGUUCCCACUCAGAGGAUCGGUCUUUCAGUUCUGACCAACAUGGGUCUCACUCAAAUGAAUCUUUAGGAAAUAGACUACAGGAGAAGAAAUCAAAUCAACAUCAUGGAUUCAGCUCAGGGAGUUGUGGAGGACAAGAUCACUUGUCAAAUUCAAAUAAGCCCACUGGUUAUGGUCAUGAGUCUGGCUCAGGUCAGUCCUCUAGUCAAAGAAGACAUGGAUCCCACUCAAGUGGUCAGUCAGGGCACCGUGAAAGACAAAAGCAUGGCUCUGGAUCAGGACAAUCCUCUAAUUAUGGAAAAUAUGGAUCUGGCUCUAAUCAAUCUUCUAGUCAGAGAUACCAUGAGUCUCAUUCAGAAUCCAGUUUAGGUGAGUCAUCAAGCUGUGGACAACAUGGACCUGGGUUUGGUCAGUCUUCUGGCUUUGGGCAACAUGGGUCUGGUUUAGGUCAAUCCUCUAGUUAUGGACAACAUAGUUCUACUUCAAGGCAGUCAUCAAACUUUGGACACCAUGGAACUAGCUCAGGCCAGUCUUCCAGCUAUGGUCAACAUGGGUCUGGAUCAAAUCAGUCUUCUAGCCACAGCCGACAUGGGUCAGGCUCAGGUCAGUCUUCUAGCUAUGGCCAACAUGGAUCAGGAUUAGGCCAGGCUUCCAGCUAUGAACAACAUGGGUCUGAAUCAGGUCAAACCUCUGGCUAUGGUCGACACAAGUCUGGCUCAAGUCAAUCUUCUAGCCAUAGCCGACAUAGGUCUGGAUCAGGUGAAUCCUCUGGCUAUAGCCGACACAGGUCUGGCUCAAGUCAAUCUUCUAGCCAUAGCCAAUAUAGGUCUGGAUCAGGUCCAUCCUCUGGCUGUGGACAACACAGACAUAGCUCAGGUCAAUCUUCUGGCUUUGGGCAACAUGGAUUUGGAUCAGGUCAGUCUUCUUACGGUCAACAUGGCUCCGGCUCAGGUCAGUCUUCUUACGGUCAACAUGGUUCCGGCUCAGGUCAGUCUUCUUACGGUCAACAUGGUUCCGGCUCAGGUCAGUCUUCUUACGGUCAACAUGGUUCCGGCUCAGGUCAGUCUUCUUACGGUCAACAUGGUUCCGGCUCAGGUCAGUCUUCUUACGGUCAACAUGGUUCCGGCUCAGGUCAGUCUUCUUACGGUCAACAUGGUUCCGGCUCAGGUCAGUCUUCUUACGGUCAACAUGGUUCCGGCUCAGGUCAGUCUUCUUACGGUCAACAUGGUUCCGGCUCAGGUCAGUCUUCUUACGGUCAACAUGGUUCCGGCUCAGGUCAGUCUUCUUACGGUCAACAUGGUUCCGGCUCAGGUCAGUCUUCUUACGGUCAACAUGGUUCCGGCUCAGGUCAGUCUUCUUACGGUCAACAUGGUUCCGGCUCAGGUCAGUCUUCUUACGGUCAACAUGGUUCCGGCUCAGGUCAGUCUUCUUACGGUCAACAUGGUUCCGGCUCAGGUCAGUCUUCUUACGGUCAACAUGGUUCCGGCUCAGGUCAGUCUUCUUACGGUCAACAUGGUUCCGGCUCAGGUCAGUCUUCUUACGGUCAACAUGGUUCCGGCUCAGGUCAGUCUUCUUACGGUCAACAUGGUUCCGGCUCAGGUCAGUCUUCUUACGGUCAACAUGGUUCUGGCUCAGGUCAGUCUUCUUACGGUCAACAUGGUUCCGGCUCAGGUCAGUCUUCUUACGGUCAACAUGGUUCCGGCUCAGGUCAGUCUUCUUACGGUCAACAUGGUUCCGGCUCAGGUCAGUCUUCUUACGGUCAACAUGGUUCCGGCUCAGGUCAGUCUUCUUACGGUCAACAUGGUUCUGGCUCAGGUCAGUCUUCUAGCUAUGGUCAACAUGGGUCAGGCUCAGGUCAGCCUUAUAGCCAAUCUGGGUGUGGAUGGAGUCAGCCUUCUAGCUGUGACCAACACCAUAGUCAACAUGGAGCUGGCUCAGGUCUGUGUUCCAGCUCUGAACAAUCUGGGUUUGAAUCUGGUCAGUAUUCUGGCACUGGACAAUAUGGGUCUAGCUCAUAUAGCUCUGAACAAUGUGGCUUUGGAUCUGGUCAGUGUUCUGGCACUGAACAAUCUGGGUUUUGCUCAUCUCACUCAUCUAGCUCUGGACAAUAUGGUUUGGGAUCUGGUCACUGUUCUGACGCCGAACAAUCUGGGUUUGGCUCAACUCACUCAUCUAUCUCCGGACAAUACGGUUUGGGAUCUGGUCACUGUUCUGACGCCGAACAAUCUGGGUUUGGCUCAACUCACUCAUCUAUCUCCGGACAAUAUGGUUUUGGAUCUGGUCAGUGUUCUGACACCGAACAAUAUGGUUAUGGCUCCUGUCAUUCACCUUGCCCUAAACAAUGUGGUUCUGGAUCCAGUUGGUGUCCUAGCUAUGAGCAACAUGAAUUACAAGGAAGAUGUGGGUUAAUUUUAAUUGGUACUCAUGAUGAGGACAGUAAACCCAAAAUAGGCUCAACUCCCAAUCAAUCAAGAAGAAAUAGCCAGGAACGGUCAGGGUACAAUGAAGAAGAAAGAAGUAGUGAGUCUGAGAGAUACAAGAGUAUUCAUGGACAAAGACAAGUAGAAAGCUCCUUGAGUUGUGGCUUUGGACAACCUACAGCCAACACACCCAAUUUAGUGUCAAUGUUCAAGGAGGAUAAUAGACAAGAUGGCCAUUAUUAUUAUCAGACAGAAGGCGAUAACUGUGGAGAUGGAAGCACCAACUCAAGUUCCCACAGUUUCAGUAGCAGCACUCCACUCUAUAAAUAUCUCCAAGAGCACAGGUGUUAAUUCUAGUGAUGAAUAAUAAGUAGAAGUGAAAUUAACUCAAGUAGUAAUUUAAAAAAUAAGAAACUAUAACAGACAAGCAACUUAUUAUAAAGCGUCUUUCUAAAAGUGAAUGUAUUUGUUUCUAUCUUUUUCAUUUGAUUGUAUUCUAUUCAUUGUUAUUGGGUUCCUUCCAAAGAAUGUAGGGUAUGUGGGCUACAUUGCUAGGAAAUCCUGAGUUGAAUAAAUAAUGUGUGGGACUAAAUUUAGAAGCAUAAUAUAAAGUAUUUAUGGAGCCUAGAGUUUAGUUAAGGUGUCUUUUUGAGAGUUCACCAUUCAUUAUUUAUGCCAAACUAAGCCUGCAUCUUUAAAAAGCAAAAAAUUAUAUUACCAGUUCUUCAACCAAAGCUUCUCUUACAUCAAUGUAAACCAUAAUUUUUGGUGUGCCCCACAUUGGAUGGUAGCAGAAAGAAGAUCUUAAGAGCAAAGAUGUAAUGUAGGAAGUUUCCCAGUUGAUCAAAACCAUCAAGCCCUUAUUCUCAGGUGCAUCUUUUAUCAGUAACCUACAGCAUCAUUAAAAAGUGGCACCAGCCAGAACCGGUUUGGCUCAGUGGAUAGAGCGUCGGCCUGCGGACUGAAAGGUCCCAGGUUCGA